Molecule: messenger RNA, 516 nt
Organism: Pomacea canaliculata
Lineage: Eukaryota; Metazoa; Mollusca; Gastropoda; Architaenioglossa; Ampullariidae
Product: transmembrane protein 229B-like
Exons: 1
Coding region: 1-516 (171 amino acids)
Source: RefSeq, a predicted model, not a curated record
AUGACAAAGUUAGUAGCACUUACAAUACUUGGUCGUUUCUACAUCUACGCUAUUCAUGGCUAUGCUACAGAAGUGAUGUUCACAGCGGUAUGGGAAUUUGUGGUCAACUUCAACAUGAAACUUCCAGGAGUGACCAGUAUCUGGUCUUUUCCAAUUUAUGGUAUAUCAGUAUUGGUAGUUGAACAGCUUUAUCUUAUUUUAGAUGCUCACAAAAUACCACUUAUAGUGAGAGCACUUGUCUACACAAUAUGGACGUAUUGUUGGGAAUUUAGCACGGGAUUUGUACUUCGCCAGUUUGAUGCAUGUCCAUGGGAUUACACACCAUUCGAAGGAGACUUUAUGGGUCUGGUCACCUUAGAGUACUUGCCUCUUUGGUACUUCGGUGCAAUAUUUGUGGAAAGGGUUAUCAUCUUCUAUACACGACGCAUUUAUCUUGGACCACCUAUUGAGAAAAUGCCAGAUGUGCAGCUUGUUAUAUCAUCAGGAACUCUGGAGGCAUCAAGAAAGAAUAUAUAA